ACUAGCACUACGAGUCCGGCCGGGCGGCCCAGCCAGCACACAGCCGCACUCGCACACUGUCCACACAGGGGGAGGGGGGCGGGGCAAGUGAUAUCUGUUGCCCUGAGUGAGUCCCUGUCCCUGACUACUGUCUCUAGACUAAACGAGCGCCGCGGCCGCCGGCCGGCACCCGCAGGGUGGACGCGGCAGGAUCAAGUAACAAGCACAUCUUCAUCUUCCAGCGAGGCCAGGAGCUCUCCUCCAUGAUCACGACGCCACCAGGAUGUGUCAGACUCUAUGGAGGAGAGUUGUCCCGGUCAACCCAGACCCAGAGGAACAGGGGAGGAGGAAGUUGGGGGUGGAGGAGAAACGAGAGGUCAUAAACGAUCUUCCAGAGGACGCCGUGGAGCACGCGGCGGUCGUGGUCGUAAGGCAUGAGGAGGACUUUGAACAAUUUUAUAUCGACAAUGACCUCCUCAUCCAGAUGGUGGAGGAGCGUACACUGUUGUGGGACCACACCGACCGCUGCCAUGCAGACCAUCAUCUAACUCGGCCCCUCUGGAACGAGAUAUGUGCGGCCAUUCGGCCCAACUGGGAUAACCUCAGAGAAAGGCAACAGGGCCAAUGCCGGGAUACAAUCAUGGUUCGGUGGCGCUCAAUCAGGGACCGCUACAAGAAGGCCUUUAAUGAGGAACUUUGGCGCCCAAGUGGGUCGGGAGGAACCUCAAGGCAUGAAUACCGCUAUUCUGCCGCCUUGGGGUUCCUACGAAGAACCCUAGAGAUGCGAAGAACAGCAAGCAGCACUCUGGAGCCCGAAGUUCCUCAAGAGGCAGUCCCUGAAGAGCAAGCCACCGCGGGUCCCUCUCAUCCUGCUCCUACUGCUGGCAUUCUGCUGGGGAAACACAGCGACGGAAAGCGACGUCUUGUCUUUGAAUGUAAGGUGACAGACGUUGUAAAAGAUCAUCAAAACUUUCUACCGUCAUCCAGGUUAUUGGAUGCACCCAAUAGUGACGCUUUCUGCGCCGUCUGGCUCGAAGAUGUCUUCUCCAGCGUGAAACCAGAAUAAGAGCCUGAAAUCCAAAACGAAUAUGGUCCGGCAUCAUCUUUGCAAUCUGCAGAAGGAACUUUUGAGUGUUCACUGAAUGUAUAAAGAGCUUCAGUGUCGUCUAGGAUCAAUUAUCAGUGAGCAGCUGAAAUUAGACCUGUAUGGCUUAUGUCUCCUCCCAGUUCACACCUACUGUACCUGCAGGU
This is a messenger RNA of Bufo gargarizans (Asiatic toad), 1230 nucleotides long. RefSeq lists its product as uncharacterized. Gene Ontology annotation, cellular component: nucleus; transcription regulator complex. Lineage: Eukaryota; Metazoa; Chordata; Amphibia; Anura; Bufonidae. The record is from RefSeq and is a predicted model, not a curated record. Bases 263 to 1045 code for a protein of 260 amino acids. The transcript has 10 exons. Gene Ontology annotation, biological process: regulation of transcription by RNA polymerase II.